Molecule: messenger RNA, 2605 nt
Organism: Asterias rubens (European starfish)
Lineage: Eukaryota; Metazoa; Echinodermata; Asteroidea; Forcipulatida; Asteriidae
Product: ubiquitin carboxyl-terminal hydrolase MINDY-2-like
Exons: 10
Coding region: 164-1540 (458 amino acids)
Biological process (GO): protein K48-linked deubiquitination
Cellular component (GO): cell periphery; cytosol
Molecular function (GO): K48-linked deubiquitinase activity; cysteine-type carboxypeptidase activity; cysteine-type deubiquitinase activity
Source: RefSeq, a predicted model, not a curated record
AGAAAAAAUGGACGUCCCCCUGUAGCGCUGUCGCUAUUUUGAUCGUCAGCAGGGAGGUAUAUUAACAUUUAUUUACCCCGAUCGCCAGCAAUUCACGAUUUGAGCUUACAUUGGAAACUGAGAGAAGUGGAAGAAUAUAUCUCUAGACUGACAGAUAUUCAAAAUGGAAACCUCUGGCGAUGUUGAUGUAGAUUCUUCCGUCUCGACUCCCGACCAGCGUGCUCUGGACAUUGCGACUCUCAAGGAGAACGUUAGCUCAAUGGUUUCCCCUCAGUCCCCUCCUGCAGAGAAUGGAGCAUCCUCCCCCAACGCCACCCUAACAAAAGAUAGUAGUGUCACCCCAAGAAAAGGCAGAGACACAACCCCUGGUGCUGUGGGGGCUGAAGCCAGCCCAAGAAGUCUUCCAUCCGAACAAGCCUACCACGUCAAGUGGAUCAAAUGGCGAGGUACCAGUAUGCCGAUCAUCACACAAAAUGAGAACGGUCCCUGCCCGCUCAUUGCCAUUGUGAAUGUGCUCUUACUGCGGGGCACCGUCCAUAUACCACAGAUGGUCGAGAUGGUGUCCGCCACCCAGCUAGUCGGUUACCUCGGAGACUGCCUUCUGGACAGAUCAUUAGAGAAUGCAUCUGAAGGAGUCCAGCGAAAUCACGAGCAGAACAUCCAUGAUGCGAUGGAGAUCAUCACCAAACUGAGUAGGGGUCUUGACGUUAAUGUUAAAUUUACCGGGGUUAAAGAGUUUGAAUACACCCAAGAAUGCGUUGUGUUCGACCUCCUGAAUAUAGUCUUAUGCCACGGCUGGUUGUACGACCCGCAGAAUUCAGAAAUCGUCUCGGCCGUAGGAACGUGUAGUUACAAUCAAGUCGUAGAAAAUAUCAUCUCUAGUAAAUCGUCCAAGAGCGACGGUACGCAGCACCAAGGUCUUGUAGCUGAGCAGUUCUUGCAGAGUACAGCUGCCCAGCUGACCUACUACGGUCUGUGUGAACUCAACGAAACAACGGAGGAAGGUGAUCUCUGUGUAUUCUUCAGAAAUAACCACUUCAGCACAUUAAUAAAACACAAGGACGUGUUAUUCGUCUUAGUCACGGAUCAAGGUUUCCUGACGGAGAGCAGCAUCGUCUGGGAGACGCUCAGUAGCGUCGAGGGCGACAGUCACUUUGUGGAUGGAGAUUUUAACGCGCGACCACCCACUAGGCAAAUCACGCCGGUAUCAAACAUGUCGCCCGACCAACAGUUAGAUACAGAUUACCUCAUAGCUUUGUCCCUUCAAGAGGACCAACAGCAAGAGGCAACCUCUCAGGAAGCUAAGCUGGGAGAGUUACAGGAGCAAGACACUGCCGGACGGGCCAUGGCAGCAUUAUCCGAUCACGAAUUGGCUCUGCAACUCCAGGAGCAAGAAGACAUGAGAUUAGCGCAGAAUCUAGCACAAGAAGACCAACAGGGUAGACCUGCCCCGCCCCAGGGCGACCAAGCCGCCGCUGCCCAGCAGCCCCAUGCACAGGUGCCUAAUAGUCAUAAGGAGAAGUCCUGCACAAUAUUGUGAGGAGGAUGUGUGUGUAUUUAGCCCGUCUCUGCCUUUAUAAUCACCACCAUGACCUCCAAUGAAAGAAUCGUCAAAAGAGAUGGCAAAGCCGGCAGAAAAAAAAUGGAGAAGAAGAAACAAAUCCACCGAUGCCGGAAAGUAAUUUACAACAACUACUGGGCCCAGUUUCAUGAAGCAGAAAAUACUGCUUAGCAAGUUUCUUUGCCAAGCAAAAAUUGAAUGGGGCAGGGAAUUUUGGAUGAUACCCAGUUUUUGCUAAGCAAGAUUUUUCUGUGCUUAGCACAUUUGUGUGCUUACAGGCUUUAUGAAGUUUAGGCUUGGGGCCAAUUUCACGGGCUCUGCUUACUGCCAAAUUCUGCGCUUGCGAUCACCAUUCUACGCUGCUUUUAUCAGUAAGCCUUUGAGGCAAUUGCCAUUGAGGCAGUUUACAGGCAACCAGUUCUAGGCAAUCUCCAAGAAAAAAUCAUUCACAUUUCAAUGUUCACAUAUUCUUCUUGUGGAUAGUAAGACGAUGUUUGAAAACUAAUUUAUCUGCUACCAAAGUGGUCCAGCAUGCGGUGCAGUUGGUUGCCACCAAGUUGCCUAGAAAGGUUGCCUCAUGUGACAUGGCCCUUAGAAGCAUUCUAUCGUGCAAAAGUACAUAUACAAUGGUGGAUUCAAAAUGGCGGAUUCAAAAUGGCGGAUUCAAAAUGGUGGAUUCAAAAUGGUGGAUUAAAAAUGGCGGAUUCAAAAUGAUGGAUUCAAAAUGGUGGAUUCAAAAUGGCGAAUUCUGGUGCGAUGAUGUAAUCUUUUUGGGGUCAAUCGGGGGUGGGGUUUUUCCUGCUUCAGCCAGAAGUGAACAUUUUCUGACAUGGGAUUUUUUUUACCAAAAUGUUUUGCCCAAAGAGCUUUGAGGAAAAUAUUAUUCCAUUUGUUACCCGAUAAAAGUUUAUAAAAAAAACGUACAUGUAAAAACAAUCCUUCGUAAUGUCAAUUUUCUCCGAAAACUUGUAUUAUUUAAUUGUUAUUCAAUUCCAAGAGGAAUUAAUUUUGUAUGUUCUGGUUUGUACGAUAGUGUGAGGCAUA